UGCAGUCACUCACACAUGCUCAAUGUUUUAUUCUACAAGCUGUCACACUUCAAAGUUACCUUUUUGUGUGUGCAGGUGUCCUACAUCAUCAGCGUGGAUGGAAGCGAUCGUGUCGUCCAUAUGGAGAGAAACGAGCUGCUGCUGCCUGCAGACUUCACCGUGUUCUCCUACAGUCCCAACGGAUCCCUGGUCACAUCCACGCCACCUGUCCAGGACCACUGUCACUAUCGCGGCUUCGUCCAGGGCGUGGAGGGCUCAUCCGUCGCCAUGAGCAUCUGCAACGGCCUCAGAGGAGUGAUGCACCUCAGUGAUGGCAGCUAUGGGAUUGAGCCGCUAGACUCCUCCACCGACCAGCACCUGGUGUAUCGCCUGCAGGAUGUGACAUCACAGCCGCGAGGGUGCCAAACGCCGCACUACGAGCACGGCCCCAACUCUACAGAGCGUGCUCAGGCCAGCUGGGAGGAGAUCCCUCACGGGCAGCACAGACGGGUGAGGAGAGCCGUCCUCCACAAGACGCACUACGUGGAGCUGCUGCUGGUGGUCGACAACGAGAGGUUUAACUUCAUGAGCAGGAACGCGACGGCAGUGAGGGAGGAGAUGGUUCUGCUCGCCAACCUCGUGGACAGCAUCUACAUGCAGCUGAAUAUCCGGGUGGUUCUGGUUGGUUUGGAGAUCUGGACUCAGCAGAACCAGAUCAGCACCGACGGAGCGGCUGGAGAAGUCCUGAAUCGCUUCACCCAGUGGAGGGAGAAGGAGCUGGUUCCUCGCUGCCGCCAUGACUCAGCACAGCUCAUCCUGAGGAAGAAUUUUGGACAGACAGCCGGGAUGGCGUUCGUCUCCACUGUCUGCUCCAGGAGUCACGGAGGCGGGAUCAACGCGUUCAACAACAACCUCGUGGUCUCGUUCGCCUCCAUCGUGGCUCACGAGCUCGGCCACAACCUCGGCAUGAACCACGACGACGGCCGACAGUGCACGUGUCCCACCGGCGCCUGCAUCAUGAACUCUGGAGCCACAGGGUCAAAGAACUUCAGCAGCUGUAGCGCCGAUGACUUUGAGAAGAUGAUCCUGCUGACGGGGGGGGCGUGCCUGCUGAACGUCCCGCGGCCCGACGAGGCCUACAGCGCCCCCUACUGUGGAAACAGGCUGGUGGACUUCGGGGAGGAGUGCGACUGUGGCUCAGAGAAGGAGUGUGAGGAGGACCCCUGCUGUGAGUAUCGGACCUGUAAGCUGAAGUCUGGAGCUCAGUGUGCGUACGGCGAGUGCUGCUCCAACUGUCAGUUCCUGCCGGGGGGAACCGUGUGUCGCGCCAGCACAGAUGAGUGUGACCUGCCUGAGUUCUGUAACGGCUCCUCGUCCUUGUGUCAGAGCGACGUCUUCAUCCAGAACGGGCAGUCCUGCAGGAACCAGGAGGCCUACUGUUACAACGGGAAGUGUCAGCACUACGACAGCCAGUGUCAGGCCAUCUUUGGAGACAAGGCGAAGGCGGCUCCUGAGCUCUGCUUCAAAGAAGUCAACAGCAAAGGAGAUCGCUUCGGCAACUGUGGCUACCUCAACAACGGCUUCAAGAAGUGCGAGAGCAGAAACGCCAUGUGUGGGAAACUGCAGUGCUCCAACGUUCAGGCGAAGACGGUGUUUGGCAUCGAGCCGUCGAUCAUCAGCACGCCAAUCGCCGGAGGGAAAUGCUACGGUGUGGACUUCAUGCUGGGGUCGGACGUCCCCGACCCCGGGAUGGUGAACGAAGGGACCAAGUGUGGAGAGAACAAGGUGUGUGUGAACUUUGAGUGCCGCGGCGCCGACGUCCUGAGCUACGAUUGCGACGUGCACACCAAAUGUCACGGACACGGGGUGUGCAACAGCAACAGGAACUGCCACUGCGACUAUGGCUGGGCUCCGCCUUCCUGCGAGUUAUCGGGUUACGGUGGAAGCGUUGACAGCGGACCCACGUGGAACGAUAGGGACACGUCUCUCAGGGACGGCCUGCUUGUCCUCUUCUUCUUCAUCCUCCCGCUGCUCGCUCUCGGCGUCUUCGUUUUCCUGCGCAGGAACGAGCUGCUGCGGCGACUCGGGCUGAGCCGCAGGAAGAGGUCUCAGGGAUAUGAGGCUGACGGCAUGGCUUCAGCCAAUCACAGCAGGAGACCGCCUCCCAGAACGCAACCUCCAUCUGUUGCCCGGGGUAACGCCAAUAACAUCGUCAGAGACGGGCACCACGCUCAGCUGCUGCCACCACAAGAGGUGGUGGAAACCAGCCGGACGGCUCCUUCCCAUGCUCUGAAGCCGCCACCGCCUCCUCUAAAACCGAAACCUCCUGCUGCGUCUCAACCUCUGGUGCCUCAAAGACCUGCACCCGCGCCUCCUGUUUAACCAAUCAGGGGUCUUCUAACGACACCUGGAUGACCCCCCCCCCCUUCUACUUAUCUUCAAACCCUUCCCAGCGAACUCAGAGCUAGUUCCUUAGCAACAGCCAGGAACAAUUCUGUAGCCACGAUAACCAGCUGGCCAGACUGCACAGCCAUCGCAGUGAAAUGGAUCCAGGUGGACCGGACGAGAAACUUUGCAGAACCUCCAGGAACCCAGCAGGUCCAAGCUGGAGCCGCUGCUGUUCUCUGACUUAACCAGGCAAUCGGAUUGUCCUGAAAGCAUGAGUUCUUCUGAUUGGUUGGUUUUACGAAGCCUGCUUAAGUAUUUUUAAACUUUCUGAUUUAGUCAUGUGACCUUUCAAACAAAGUAUAGCAAGUAUAGCAGGCCAUGUGGGCCUCUCACUGAUUGGCUGGUUUGUAGUUGUGGGUGGAGCAUGUAUCUGAGCACUGGUUUGUUUCUUUUCUGUCUCUGAAUGAAAGCACUGAUAGCGCCGCCCAUCUGCUCAGCACUGUUUUAGGAAUGUAACGCGCCCUCCUGCGGUUGUGUGCCGGUGUGUUUGUUUCUAUCGUCUGGCUCGCCCUGCGUUCGCUCCCUCGCUCUUCACAGAACUGUAAAUCUACGAUAUGCAAACAGCGUCUGAGCGCGUAGCUCCUCUGGUCUCAGUUCGUCAUGCAGCAUGGCGCCGUCUCUGCAGGGAACGAACGCUCACUAGGCGAGGCUGCUCUGUAUGCCUCUACUGUCCAGGUAUUUCCACCAGUUAAAAUAUGAGUCUGAGCUUGCAAAGCAUUCUGGGAACCGUAGGCAGUCACAUUUGGUACAAGCAAAGUGGAUUAAUCUGUCAGAAUUGAAACUAAAUGAGAUGAGUUCAGACCUGCACUGAGAACAUGUUCACUACAAGUCUGGGAUCAAACUGAACAGCAGUACCUACCAGCUCCUCCCAACAUCGUUCAUUUCUUUCUUUCAAAGACUUUAGAAAACACACUCAUUCCUGAUUAUUGUUACCAGUGUGACUGACUCAGUGGAGCUUUUUUUAAAUCUGUCGCUCUUCUGUUAAGGUUGAAGCUUUUUGUAGAUCCACAUGUUUCUUCUGGGGGGACAUAGACCCCGUUUCACCAGUGUUUUAAAAAUGAAUUAUGUCCAGUGGAAGCAGAACUUUAGCAGAAACAUGAACUUGGGUGUAGCCUGCUGAGCAUUCACAGAAUGUGUGACGGCGUCUGAAGGUGGAACAAAGUCCUUGAAAUUCUUGGCAAUAAUGUCCCGAGAGCGUCCACGCUUCCUGUCCCGGGCGAGCAGCGAUCACGCUGAACUCUUCCCGCAUUCAGGGCGUCUGAUUCAAACCAGGGAUUUUUACACCACCGGUGAACCAAAUGCUUGCGUUCUGCAGCUGACGAGCCUGGAUGCACUGUGCUGUGUAGCCACGUUGGUAUUUUUAAAUGCCUUUUUUCACUUACUUUGCUCUUUUGAGGGUUUUUGCACAGAAACUGAGGACUCCACUGAGGAUGUUGAUGUGUUGCUCACAGGGCUAUCUUAGUGCCAUUUGACUGUUCAUGCCAAAAAAAUAAACCGUAGUCUGUGCUGAGCUCCUGAGUGAAGACAGUCGGACACAGUUAUUUAAGGAGCUGAGAGCAGCUGAAGCUUCAGGUUACAGGCAGCUGCUGACUGCAGCGUUUAAAGGGGAUCUGUUCUUAUCGUUUCCACCUCUGCACUUUGUCAGAGUAGCUUUUCAUGAUUCACAACUUAAAUUAAUCCAAAUUUCUGUAAUGCAAUCAAAGCUUCACCUCACAAAGCUUAAAGUUAGCUUAGAGGCAUCUCCACGGUGCAGUUAGCUUCGGGUGCAGAGUCAGUUUGGAGUUUGUGGGAUGACUUCGCUCAUAAUUUAGCAAAGUCUCUGCUCCUGUUAGCUAGCUGCCUUAAAGUUAGCUGAUGUGAAAGGUUUGUGGUGUAUAUGCGUUUGGAAGUUUGGCCAUGUUAAAUAUGAAUAUUACAAAAUUGUAAAAUCAAAACUCUUGGUGCUCAGCAGCCAUCUUGGUAAUUUAAAGUGUUUAUUUCUCCAGGUUAAGCUGACUUUAAGACCCUAAUUUCAUGAAAUUGGGUGAAUACAUGUACUUUUACCAAAAACCCCAAACAGGUAAAAGGUCUCAGCACAGCUGGUGGUCCAGGUGGAAAAAGCUUUAAGUGUUAUUUUGGGUCAGCACAGGCCAACGUGAAGCGGUCCCCUUUAAAGCCAAUCAGACAUCCUCAGUGGGGUUACAUUCAUACUGAACCUGUGUAAAAGAUUUCAUUUUCUCUUAUUAUGAAUGAUUUAAUCAUUUCUUUUUGCUUUUCACCUGUAAUCUGUGGUCAUUUGAACAUUUAAUUAUUAACGUUGCUGCGUGGCGUGGAAGCCUCCGCGCUGACUGAUGAUUUUUAUGAUUCGAUGGAUGAUCUCUCACCUGUUGGACAGGUUCAGGUUGUUACAGCCAGUGGAGCUCAAACUUGUGCUGCUUGCUGUGAAAACCAAACCUGGAAGAAUAAAGGUCCUUCAGCUGAACAUGAUAAUUUAAUAAACUCUGUUCAUACAGACUGUGAUUUGUUUGCUUUCAGACUUAAUAAAGGUGCACAGAAAAUAGUU
Messenger RNA from Pundamilia nyererei, 4969 nucleotides. RefSeq names its product ADAM metallopeptidase domain 9a (gene adam9a). The record is from RefSeq and is a predicted model, not a curated record. NCBI's taxonomy places the organism in Eukaryota, Metazoa, Chordata, Actinopteri, Cichliformes, Cichlidae. Gene Ontology annotation, cellular component: plasma membrane. Gene Ontology annotation, biological process: proteolysis. The coding region runs from base 16 to 2361 and encodes 781 amino acids. Gene Ontology annotation, molecular function: metalloendopeptidase activity. The transcript has 22 exons.